Gigantopelta aegis is the source of this 988-nucleotide messenger RNA. RefSeq names its product endothelin-converting enzyme homolog. The transcript has 3 exons. Gene Ontology annotation, molecular function: metalloendopeptidase activity. Gene Ontology annotation, biological process: protein processing. Bases 157 to 429 code for a protein of 90 amino acids. The record is from RefSeq and is a predicted model, not a curated record. NCBI's taxonomy places the organism in Eukaryota, Metazoa, Mollusca, Gastropoda, Neomphalida, Peltospiridae. Gene Ontology annotation, cellular component: plasma membrane.
GCUUCAAAAGUGCCACUGCAUUCAGUUUAUUGUAUGGAAUAAGUUUAUACAGAUCUUAUUCUGUAAUUUAUAUAAUAUGAAAAACAUUUAAAACAUACUAUUUGUUAGAUACUAAAUGCAUACUACCAAUCUGCGUUUUUCUUUCAGAGUUGGUUUAUGGAUAAUACCAGGAAGAAAAGGGCAACGAUUAUUCCUGGUUUGACAGAAAACGAAAAACAGUUAUUUUUCACAUUACAUGCACAGACAAUGUGUGAGAAAACCAACGAAAGGGGAAUAAUGAAGUACUACAUCAAAGAUGAAGAUCAGUUAUCUCCUCCUAAUAAAUACAGGGUCAAUGGAGUCAUGAUGAAUUUCCGUCCAUUCACCGAGGCCUUCAGAUGUCGUCUGCAUUCUUCCAUGAAUCCUGAAACUAAAUGUCCAAUAUUUUAGCAGCUUCGUCCUUACGAGUGCGAUGUGCGUGCUGGGAUAAUGAGCGAUUGACGAGAAUGAAUGUACAGAUCUAUCGACCGUCUUGUAUCUCCUGAAGAACUCAUGAUUAUGACGUUUUAAAUAUUGUCACAUAGUGUAAAUACGGUCGAAUUUCGUAUUUUGACAAUUAUGUCGUAAAUGUGGUGUCGUCAGAUUUAUAUCAUCAGUCAAAUAUUAAAAAGUAUGAGAUAACGUUCGUUAAAUAUACAAACGUUUUUCGUGGUGAUAUAUUCUUAUUACAUACAAAACUGUAUGCGAAUCCAAUAUGUUUCUUCUUCCACCAAAAUGACCAUGAUUUUGACGUAAAAUAGAACGUUAUAUCACCAUUGUUUUCACCACUGUCAAUGAAUUGUGAAUUUAACGUGUCAGAGAGAGAGAGAGAGAGAGAGAGGAGAGAGAGAGAGAGAGAGAGAGAGAGAGAGAGAGAGAGAGAGAGAGAGAGAAACAGAGACACAGAACAAAGAGAGACAGUGUGAGAUAGCGAAAUGGUAUGUGAAAUGUUAUUUCUGCCAAUGUUAUA